Chondrus crispus (carragheen) is the source of this 78-nucleotide messenger RNA. RefSeq lists its product as hypothetical. Lineage: Eukaryota; Rhodophyta; Florideophyceae; Gigartinales; Gigartinaceae. Bases 1 to 78 code for a protein of 25 amino acids. The record is from RefSeq and is a predicted model, not a curated record. The transcript has a single exon.
AUGGUGAAUAAAAAAGGAAGGCAGCCUUGCCACCCGACAUCGUUGUCUAUCUUUACUUCCAGCCAGCCCAGCCCAUAA